Zymoseptoria tritici IPO323 is the source of this 654-nucleotide messenger RNA. Its product is annotated as 60S ribosomal protein L27. Gene Ontology annotation, cellular component: cytosolic large ribosomal subunit; ribosome. Bases 5 to 412 code for a protein of 135 amino acids. NCBI's taxonomy places the organism in Eukaryota, Fungi, Ascomycota, Dothideomycetes, Mycosphaerellales, Mycosphaerellaceae. Gene Ontology annotation, biological process: translation. Gene Ontology annotation, molecular function: structural constituent of ribosome. The record is from RefSeq and is a predicted model, not a curated record. The transcript is spliced from 4 exons.
AGCUAUGAAGUUCCUCAAGGUCGGCCGAGUGGCCAUCAUCUCUCGCGGUCGUUACGCCGGAAAGAAGGUUGUCAUUGUCCAGCCCCAAGACAAUGGCAGCAAGAAGCACCCCUUCCCUCACGCUCUCGUCGCCGGAAUCGAGCGAUACCCACAACAAAUCACCCGCCGCAUGAGCAAGACCCGACAGACCAAGCGCAGCAAGGUCAAGCCCUUCAUCAAGGUUAUCAACUACAACCACUUGAUGCCAACACGCUACACGCUCGAGCUCGAAGGCCUCAAGGGCGUCGUCACCAACGAGACUUUCACCGAGGUCACCCAGCGCGAGGAGGCUAAGAAGACGGUCAAGAAGGCUUUGGAGGAGCGCUACGUGAGCGGAAAGAACAGGUGGUUCUUCACCCCUCUCAGAUUUUAGAUGCAAAUUUUCGAAGCGGGAUUGGAACAAGGUGUGCAUGAAUGCAUGGGCGUUAUGGACUGCAUCUUGCGGUCCGGAGGGAAACGCUCGAUAGGCAGCCUAGAUAUCUGCCGCAAAUGACCCUUCAAGAACAGUCUGUCGGUCUUCCGCGUCGAGUGAAAUUGUCGGUGUGAUGUUAUGGGACGAUUGGCAGGGAAGUGGGACAAGGGCACGAACCGAUCGAACAACACAGACCAUCUCGC